Molecule: messenger RNA, 862 nt
Organism: Radiomyces spectabilis
Lineage: Eukaryota; Fungi; Mucoromycota; Mucoromycetes; Mucorales; Radiomycetaceae
Exons: 1
Coding region: 394-636 (80 amino acids)
Source: RefSeq, a predicted model, not a curated record
GUUUUUUUUUAGUCCAUCUUCAACAUUGCUACUUGUUUAACUGGGGGUUCAUGAAAGGGAAAAAAAAAAGAAAAAAAGAACGUGGUUAACUUUCAGUAGCACGGUUUGGCUGGUACCGGGUUUCCUAGGCCAUUUUUUAUACUAGUGUAUCAUCUUUUAUCAUGCUCACGUUAGUUGAAUGUAAAAGCCUCUGGGGGUUCCUGCAGCAGUUACAGUUUUUGCAGAUCAUUUGAAAAAAGGAAUCAUCAGCCACAACAGGUCCCAAUGGAUCUAAAGAUCAAACAAACAAAUCAACGAUCCAUGGUUUCUAUAUAUGGUAAGUGACGCUCAUUCGGAAAAAAUUUUUGAUAUCGCAGCCUUGCCUGCCAACGGCAUUCAACAGAAACCUUUGUCAUGGCCUCUUUCCUACCUCUUUUGGGUUUACAUUGCUGUUUGCGUAUUUCCUCAGAGUGCUUAUCUUUAAAUGAAAUCAAGUACAGCUUUCCAAGACAUCCAGACACAGGAUUCGCAGGAAAGACAUUGUUUGUUCUAUUGAGAAAAUGGUGGUGGAUGACUGACGAAAGCGCCGCUGCAUUCGCAAAACCACUAACGCGUGUCUCUUUUCGUGCCGUGUCAGAGUCAAAGGAAGAAACGUAAAGAAAAAUACGUGCAAAGUAUUGAGCAAAUUGGAUGCGAACAAUGACACGCCAAGAUACGUAAAUGCACUUUCUUAUCUGCUAAGGUGAGUAGCAGUGGAUGAGCAACCUCAGGUCGUUCGUUGCACAAACACGUCAUUAGCCCCAUCACACGCGUCAAACGCAUCAUCACACAGACUAUUCUGAUGAUCUUUGGCCCAAUCCCAAUCCCUACCGCAAACAAUGAC